CAUACAAUUAAAGCUUCAAAGAAAACUUGAAGAAAAUCAUGAGUGACUACAUGGAUUACUGCACCGAUUGUAAGAAACAAACAGAAGUGGUAGAUGAUCAUGUGUCGGGAGAUACAAUCUGCACUAAUUGUGGCUUAGUUCUUGACCAUCACUUCGUCGAUCAAACUUGCGAAUGGCGAACUUUUGCCGACUCCGAAAAGGACGAUCAUGAUCCUAACCGCGUCGGCAACGUCUCUAAUCCGCUCUUAUCCCAUGGUAACCUUUCCACAACAAUUGUAGCAAAACCCGGACAAAAGCUUGCUGAUGAAUUUAAUCUCAAGAACCAUGAUUUGCUUACAAACCCUGACAAAGUAUUGACGGAGGGUUUUGAAUCAAUAAGUAGAAUGGCGGAAAGGCUAAGUAUUGGUAAAAGUAGCAAGAUUAGAGCUGAUGAGAUCUACAAAAAUUUACUGGACAAGAAAUCUUGCAAAGGAAAGAAUGUGAAGUCGAUAUUGGCAGCGUGCUUGUUCGUUGCUUGUAAAGAGAAUAAAAUGCCGAGAACUGCCAAGGAGAUCUGCAGUGUUGCACAAGGGGUUUCAAGAAAAGAAAUAAAUAGAGCUGCCGAUUUUAUCAAGAAACAAACAGACAUUGAUGUGAUUGCCAGUGCCGAAUGUUUGAAUGGAAGGGGGCUUGUAAGGCGAUUCUGUUCGAAUCUUGGCAUGAAAAACCAGGACAUGAAAGCCGUACAAGAAGCUCUUGAGAAUUCUAAAGAAGUUGAUAUCAGGAGGAGUCCAUGUUCUAUCUUGGCUGCCAUUAUCUUCAUAAUCGCUCAACUUUCAGUCCUCGAGAUUCCUCUCCGAGAUAUUGCAAUGGCUUCUCAAGUUGCGGAACAGACAAUCAAGAAGUCGUAUAAGGAUAUUCGUCCUCACGCUUCAAGGAUCGUGCCGCAGUGGUACGCCAUGGAACAUGAUCUCGACAAACUCUGCAAACCUUAAAAGUCCUUCGUUCAUGCCUCGUUGGUUUUCCAUGGUGUAUUUUGUUUUCGGCAGAAUUUUCUUUAAUUCGUUUAGAGUAAUUUUUAAGAAAGAAAAAGGGUCAAAUAAGCCCCUAACAUUUAGCCUAUAUGUCAAAUAGGCCCUCAACGUUCGAAAAGGGUCA
This is a messenger RNA of Mercurialis annua (annual mercury), 1137 nucleotides long. Its product is annotated as transcription initiation factor IIB-like. Bases 39 to 974 code for a protein of 311 amino acids. Gene Ontology annotation, molecular function: TBP-class protein binding. The transcript has a single exon. The record is from RefSeq and is a predicted model, not a curated record. NCBI's taxonomy places the organism in Eukaryota, Viridiplantae, Streptophyta, Magnoliopsida, Malpighiales, Euphorbiaceae. Gene Ontology annotation, cellular component: nucleus; transcription preinitiation complex. Gene Ontology annotation, biological process: DNA-templated transcription initiation; transcription preinitiation complex assembly.